UUUUUCAUUUGGGUGGAGUGUCCCUGUAACGUCCACUUCUGUGGCAAAGACGACGUCAAAGGCAGGACGCUGACAGGGAACAGGCCGACACUUUAACGCUGAUUUGUUAACACCGCAGACAGGUCUUAGCAGACUUAGCCGGGUCGUGAUGUUCGAUGGAGAUCAGAUAGUGUGUACAGUCGGCUGUCCUGCGGUUACACAGCACGUGUCGUGAACAAGCUUUCUGACAGACUUCACAGCGAAAACAACACCGACAGCGAUGAGUCUCUGCUGAAUCAGAGAACAGGGGAGCUUUUUGAUUUAACGGCACACUGAUCGUUAUAUUACAGCUGGUGUAAUAGGUUUUUGACCAAAAAUGAAGUACAUCCUGGUCACAGGUGGAGUCAUAUCUGGAAUUGGUAAAGGCAUCAUUGCCAGCAGUGUGGGAACAAUACUUAAAUCCUGUGGCCUUCACGUCACUGCAAUCAAGAUCGAUCCUUACAUUAAUAUUGAUGCUGGCACCUUCUCUCCUUAUGAGCAUGGUGAAGUAUUUGUACUGGAUGAUGGUGGUGAAGUUGACUUGGAUUUGGGGAACUAUGAACGCUUUCUGGACAUCCGACUAACCAAAGACAACAACCUGACUACUGGGAAAAUCUAUCAGUCUGUUAUAACUAAGGAGAGGAGAGGAGAUUAUCUUGGCAAAACCGUGCAAGUGGUGCCACACAUCACUGAUGCCAUUCAGGAAUGGGUGAUGCGUCAGGCAAAAGUCUCAGUGGAUGAUGAUGGUGUUGAGCCGCAAGUCUGUGUCAUUGAACUUGGGGGUACAGUUGGAGACAUUGAGAGUAUGCCUUUCAUUGAAGCCUUCAGACAGUUUCAGUUCAAGGUGAAACGAGAGAACUUCUGCAACAUCCAUGUUAGCCUUGUUCCUCAGCCCAGCACUACAGGAGAGCAGAAGACUAAACCCACACAGAACAGUGUGCGUGAGCUUCGUGGGCUGGGCCUGUCUCCAGAUCUGAUUGUUUGUCGUUGUUCCACACCUCUGGACACUGCAGUGAAAGAGAAGAUCUCCAUGUUUUGUCAUGUGGAGCCAGAGCAGGUGAUCUGCAUACAUGAUGUGUCCUCAAUCUAUAGAGUUCCAUUGCUCUUGGAGGAUCAAGGCAUGGUGGAAUACUUUUGCAGAAGAUUGGACCUACCCAUUGAGAUGAGGCCCCGUAGAAUGCUCACCAAGUGGAAAGAAAUGUCAGAUAGGUCUGACCGGCUUUUGGAGCACACCUCGAUUGCACUGGUGGGAAAGUACACCAAGUUUUCAGACUCAUAUGCCUCAGUCAUUAAAGCUCUAGAACAUUCAGCCCUUGCAAUCAACCACAAGUUAGAGGUUAAAUACAUAGACUCUGCAGACCUGGAGCAGAGCACACAACAGGAAGAGCCAGUGAAGUACCAUGAAGCCUGGCAGAAACUCUGCAGCGCUGAUGGUGUUUUGGUACCUGGAGGCUUUGGUGUACGGGGCACCGAGGGAAAAAUUCAGGCUAUUAACUGGGCAAGGAAGCAGAAAAAGCCCUUUCUAGGUGUUUGUCUGGGCAUGCAGCUCGCUGUAUGUGAAUUUGCCCGCAACGUGCUUGGCUGGCAAGAUGCCAACUCUACUGAGUUUGAUCCUGAAACAAAGCACCCUGUAGUGAUUGACAUGCCAGAACAUAAUCCAGGACAAAUGGGUGGCACUAUGAGGUUAGGGAAAAGACGAACCAUCUUCAAAAGCAACUCAAGCAUUCUCAGGAAAUUGUAUGGAGAUGCUGAAUAUGUUGAUGAAAGGCACAGGCACCGCUUUGAGGUGAAUCCUGAACUGAAACACCACUUUGAAAAAACAGGACUCCAUUUUGUUGGCCAGGACACGGAGGGCCAGCGAAUGGAAGUUAUUGAACUUGAAGAUCAUGCAUAUUUUGUUGGAGUGCAGUACCAUCCAGAGUUCACCUCUCGACCCAUAAAGCCUUCACCCCCCUAUUUUGGGUUGCUUCUAGCAGCUGCAGGAAAACUUCAGAGCUACCUGCUCAAAGGAUGCCGACUUUCACCACGAGACACAUACAGUGACCGCAGUGGUAGUAGCUCUCCAGACUCUGAACUCUCUGAACUCAAAUUCCCAUCAGUGUCAUAGAAGGGUUGUGGCCACAGCCACAUUUUUUAGCUGCUCUUGUUGAGGACAUAACAUUAUUUGAGGUGAUCCUCCUCUGAAAGCUACUUCAGCUGAAUCAUAGUAUUUCAGAUUGUGCUGCAGAGGGCUCUGUGUUGGAGCUGAAGGGGAAGGAACAGAACUGUUGCCUUUUAAAAGUGUUUAAGAUUUUAAACAGUCCCUACAACAGAACACAAAAUGUUAUACUUUGCUGUUGAACUCAAAUGCACUAUUUAUAUGAUUAUUUAUAUACAGUGUUGAAAUGGAAAUACAUAUUUAAAUAAGAAAUGGAUGUGAUAUAAAUAUGUGUAGAAGUAAACUGAGAAUCUCUGGGUGAAUACCAUGAAUAUGAGGUCAGCCAACAGAUCAUGCUAGGUCUUAUUAUGUCUUUAAAAAGAGUUUAGUUUGUUUAGUUUGAACAUUUAAAAUGUUUCUAUUGCCACGAUAAAUUGGAAGUGUUGAAAAAAGUACCGGUGGAUUGUUUCACCAAUUAUUUAUUUGUUGUGUUAUACUUUUACAAGAUGCAACUAUAAAUAACAAGCAUAUCUGCAUCUUUCAACCUGUGCUUUCUGACAAUAUCAAUAUCUGCAAUAGCCUCAAGUGCUGCAUGUUGAAAAGCCUUGAUGGCUGAAAUCUGGUAGUGAUCUAGACCCUGCAUUCUUCAAAAUGCAGAUGUUUUAUGUGCGCAAAGUAAAUUUAAAAAAAAUUAAACAUCUUAAAAAUGCUGGAUUGGAAAAAAAUGGACUGAACAAUGAACGACUAAAACUAUUCAUCCUGAUGAUAUCCCCCUUAUGUUGCUUGUUUCUAUUGGUACAACUUUGUCGUUUGAUUUUGUGUUGUGAAAUAAAGCUAUGAAAUACGUUA
Colossoma macropomum (tambaqui) is the source of this 3004-nucleotide messenger RNA. RefSeq names its product CTP synthase 1b (gene ctps1b). Lineage: Eukaryota; Metazoa; Chordata; Actinopteri; Characiformes; Serrasalmidae. The record is from RefSeq and is a predicted model, not a curated record. Gene Ontology annotation, biological process: CTP biosynthetic process; pyrimidine nucleobase biosynthetic process. Gene Ontology annotation, molecular function: identical protein binding; CTP synthase activity. Bases 356 to 2125 code for a protein of 589 amino acids. The transcript is spliced from 18 exons. Gene Ontology annotation, cellular component: cytoophidium; cytoplasm.